AUGCGCAUUUUUGCAAACUGCCAAGGGAUUUUUGUGCAAGAAAUUUUUCAGUGGAAAAUCGCAGUGAAAAAUUGUGGAAAAGUGAUUUGUAAAAGUGAAAAAGUUAACCACUGGAAGAUGGUGACAGAGACUGAAAAUAUCUUUCUCUUCGUUCCCAAUCUAAUUGGAUAUGCCCGGAUUAUCCUGGCCCUGAUCUCAUUCUGGUUCAUGCCGACAAACUACGUCAUCGCCGGCUGGUGUUACAUAAUCAGCGUGUUUUUGGAUUGUUUGGAUGGACACGCGGCCAGACACUUCAAUCAAUGCACCAAGUUUGGGGCAGUGCUGGAUCAGCUGACGGAUCGCUGUGGGACAAUGUGCUUACUGGUCACGCUGAGUUACUUCUACCCGAAGUACAUGUUUCUCUUCCAGGUCUCCAUGGCCAUCGACAUCUCCUGCCACUGGAUCUACACCCACACUUCACUGUUGCAGGGAAAAUCUUCUCACAAGUUUGUUGAUGCCAACGAGUCGGCCAUCAUGAGGAUUUACUAUACGAAGAAUGUUCUGUUCACCAUGUGCGUAGGCAAUGAGCUCUUCUAUGCUGCCCUCUACCUUCUCUACUUCACUCCUGGCCCAAUCAUUCUCGGCCUCUCCUUCUUCAAGCUCGUGGCUAUUGUCUGUGCUCCUGUGGCCAUUGCUAAGACAUUCAUCUCACUGGUUCAUUGCCGCGUGGCAUGCCAGAAUCUUGGGAUUAUCGAUACGAAUGAGCGCCUAGAGGCUAAACAAAAGGACCUGGCCAAGAAGGCAGAAUGAAUUAUGGAAGAGGGUGAUCUUCCGUGGGAUUGGAGAUAGAUUGUUUUUUUUUGGAGGAUUCCCGAUAAAAGUGUAGUUUUUCUGUGUCUCUAGAGUCAGAUUUAUAGUUGAAUAGAUGAACUAUUUUUUGCGCGAAACUGUUCACCAGUAUUUUCUUCCAGGGAAUGGUAGAGAUGUUGUGGGUCCAGGAAGCAAAGAACAAUUUCAAUUACAACUUUCUUCUCACCUCAAAAAAAAACAUUAAACAAAAAAGAGGUAAAUGGAAGGAAGUUUAAAUCUUACAGACUUAUAAAAUAGCCAAUUGUGUCAAUGUAAUUCCAUUUAAUAUUUAGCAUUUUGCUCCAAAAAAAAAUAGUGAAACCUUCAAAUUUUUUUUAAACUACACAAAAUAGCGGGAAAAUUGGAAAAAAUUGAUAUUUUUUGGAUAAAAAUUUCCUUGGGUUUUUUUUACUUAUUGUAUUAGUUUAUAAGUUGCAUGAGAAAUAUUUGAAGAUAGUUUUAAACUAUCUUUUUUGCAUAAUUAUUUAUUAAGAAAAACCAUUGUAAUUAUUUUGACUUAAAAAUUGUAGUAUAUUUUGCUACGAAUAUUACAUUCUUUCAACUGCGAAUUUCUUUGAUCUCGAAAAUUAAAAACCCGCAGAAAAAUCUAUACAGUGGACCUUUUACAGAAUAAAAAAAAACUUGAAUCAUAUUCGUAAAAUGCAAUGAAGGGUAAUUUGUGAGGAAAUUAUAUUAUUGAAGAACGAUGUUAUACCAAAAAAUGAAGAUAUGAAUAAAGUGUAUUUUCUGUGUAACAA
Phlebotomus papatasi is the source of this 1586-nucleotide messenger RNA. It is a transcript of the gene Pis, whose product is annotated as CDP-diacylglycerol--inositol 3-phosphatidyltransferase. Gene Ontology annotation, biological process: phosphatidylinositol biosynthetic process. The coding region runs from base 1 to 789 and encodes 262 amino acids. The transcript has 4 exons. The record is from RefSeq and is a predicted model, not a curated record. Lineage: Eukaryota; Metazoa; Arthropoda; Insecta; Diptera; Psychodidae. Gene Ontology annotation, cellular component: Golgi apparatus; membrane. Gene Ontology annotation, molecular function: CDP-diacylglycerol-inositol 3-phosphatidyltransferase activity.